UGGUUCCUGCUUUCGGCGUGUGGAGGCCUUUUGAACGUGUGAAUCUGAAGUUUCCACGCCAUUUUCAUAUCUGGUUCUAGUGAGAGUUUUCACACGCCCCCAUUUAAAGACAAAGUUAGCCGUCUGAUAAGCGGAAGCGAUACACUUAGACAAUUUUAAUUAAAAUAAAUGUAAGUGUAUUAUGAACGUUUAUGGUGCAGUUAUGAGACAGCAAAUGUAUUUGUGGCUUUCUUACAGUGUUGCACAACUAUACUGUAACAGUAGAGCUUGCAGUAUUUGUUUUAGUGCAUGGCACAUAUUUAUUUCAGUCUUUGUAGUGACAUAUUUGCAGCUGAUCAAGCUGGUAAUGUUUUUGAGUCGCCAGUAUUUAAUGCUUUAUAUUUUUAUUUAAUAUUUAAUAUUCACAUAUAGUCCACUUAUAACCCUGAAGAACCCCAUAUAGUUUUUGUUAUUUCUGAUUAUUUUAUUUUAUGUUUGUGCAAGAUAUACUUACUAGUAAUAGCAAUCCAGAUUUAGCUAUAGAACAUCUUUUUUUUAUGGAAUAUAUGUGCAUUGAUAUACUCAAUACAUCUAAAGAUCUUUAUCUAGGAGGAAACAGUGGUGUUGCCUUGAAGAUGUGACUGAAUCAUGCUGGUUGGUGUACUUGCCUCUGUGGUUUCUAUAAAUAACCAAGAAGGCAGAGAAAGAUGGAGGGGAAAAAAAAUCCCUGAUAUGACGGUGGGAAGCCAUGACGUCCACGGACCAUCUGCAUCAGAGAGCAGCACCAGCAUCACCCGUUUCUAUGGCAACUCUGACAUGGGUUCUGACGCAGAAUCAGUCCUAUCUCUAUUGAUGUUGGUUGUCUGGUUCAGAUGUGCUUCAUCUGACUCUGUAGCAAGUUUUUGGUUGCCUACUUCACAUGAAGCUCGACGGAGCCAGAGCGUUCAAGUCUGCAAGCCCUUUCCCUGGCCUCCUUAGGGCUGUGCUGCAUAGCUGUCCUUCAUGACUCAUGCACAUGUGUGGGGCCCAGUGCCAAAGGGAUCAGAGGUGAUUCUAAUAUAUGAACACAGCAAUGAGAAAGCCUUCCUCUACAACACAAGCACUUAACAGCACCCCAGAGAGUCCCCAAGACCAGCCAACGCAAACAGGUUCGAACUAGAUCUCUGCUCCAAGUGACCUAAUGCAGGUUGGAGACUGUGCCUGAUUUUUAUGAUCUGCCUUUGCCACUCAGAUCAGGCCAUCACAUAUUUUUCAAAUUUGUGGUUGGAGAGGAAUCAGCUACAUGGAGCAAGAGGAUGUUUACAGCCAUGCACAAAUGCUAGACCGGUCUGUUUCCUAUUCCAACUUAGUCACGAUUGCCCCAUUUUAAUUAAUACAUUUUUCAUUCUUUAAAACAUCUAGAAACUUUAAAACAAAUCAGUUCAAACUAAUAUAUUGACCUGGCUUUGCUAGCCUGUGAAAUAUGCCAAGAUACCAAUUUCCCAAAGUCCUAUAAUAAUAUAUGAUAUAACCCUCUAGAGAAGCUCACCUUGGUUUUGACACGCAGAAACUGGAAAUAUGUAAAUAUUCAAUUACACGCAUUGUAAGAAUGAAAAAAACAACAACAACAACUGGUCUACAAUGUAAGAAAGGGACGUGAUGUUAGACACACGUUGGACACAACCCAUGUCUUCGAUAACCACAUGAUCAGCAGGUGACGCUAUUGUGCUUCAUAACGUUGUGUUCUACGUAAACGUGAAGGAAGAAGACUACAGGAAGAGUUGAUGGGAGUUGUAUUUACCAUCAGUGAUCAGGCGGUCGAUUCACGUACAACUUGUCCGAUGAAACAAUAUCUUAUUAUCUAACAAAGCUCACUCAAACGGCCAUCGCGUUAGGUUCAGGAUAAUGGAUCCAAAGAAGACGGUUAUUGUGACAGGGUUUGAACCAUUUGGUGAACAUGCUGUUAAUGCAAGCUGGGUUGCAGUGCAGGAGCUGGAGAAAUUGGGGCUGGGGCAAAUUGUGGACCUGCAUGUCACUGAGGUUCCUGUAGAGUACCAAGCAGUCCAGAACCUUCUGCCAUCGCUAUGGAAACGCUACAAACCACAGUUAAUGGUCCAUGUUGGAGUUUCCGGAAUGGCCACAACAGUUACCCUUGAAAAAUGUGGCCAUAACCAUGGUUACACGCGACUUGACAACUGUCACUUCUGCCCUGAAAGCGAGUGUUGCAUGGAGGACGGGCCAGACUGUAUCAGUUCAGUCUUAGAUAUGGAUGCUGUCUGCAAGAGGGUCAACUCCUCAGAACUUGGUGUCACUGUAUCUGUUUCUAAGGAUGCUGGCAGGUACUUGUGUGACUACACCUACUACACGUCAUUGUACCUGGGCCAGGGGCAUUCGGCUUUUAUUCACGUGCCACCGCUGGGGAAGCCAUACAGCGCAGAGGAGCUGGCCCGUGCCCUCAGGGCCAUCGUCUUGGAGAUGCUGGAGCAGAUGGAGAACAGCACCGUCAAGCAGCACUGCCAGCACGGCCAAUGAGAGCGCAUGCAGGAGGAGAAUCCCACCAGCAGCUCACUUGCCCUCUGUGUAGUGUAUGUGCAAAGGACGGGGCUACGAUUAUGUUCAUUGAUAUCAGUGGUUGCGCACAGUAUGCAGAGAAUCCUGGGCUGGUUUAAGACGCAGCCUCAGUGAGGCCUACAGCUGCUGUGCCCAGGUAAAAUCCAGAUGGCACUUUAUGGGGUAUAAUCAAAAGAUGCUGAGAUGUGGUGGCAUGCAUAGAGAUGAUUUUUGACGUGAUCUGAAUGGAAGCACUGUGCACUUCAUUAACCCUUCUAUAGCCAUGCGCAGUAAGGUUUCCAACACAGUCCCCAAAUCCUCUGCAACUUUUUAAUAUACCCCAGACAGACUCUGAACAGAAAGCUGUCAUGUUCCUCGUGCUUCUUUUUGACAGUCUCUUUAUAUAAUGACACAUUUUAUAUUGAUCUGGGUGGCUAGGCUCGGAGUAGUGUGUUUUAUUUUAGUGGAGAUAUUGAUCUAAAAAAUUUUUAAAAAGCAGUGUAUUUAGAUUGAUGUAUAAAAGGAAUAGGUAUCACCUGCCUUAUAGGGUUGAUUUAGAUGUAUAAUAGCCUGUUCAGUGUAAGCACUGAAAUGCUUCCAAUGGUCAGAUGUGAUUAGCUGUAGUAUCUGGAAAAUACUGUUUUUGAAAAUGAUGUGUAUUUGUAAUACAUCAUCAGUCAACGCACAUACUUUGGAAAUACCGAUGCCUUUUGUAUAUCAAGAUCUUCUGUAAACAUUAUAAGCAGCUAACAGGAGUAUUGUAAUUGUCAUUCAGCUUUAUUUCUGUGAAGGAUGAUACUGUGAAUCAGGAGUGUGUAUGACACUAAUAAUUAUUUGUCAUUAAGUGAAAGUGCACAAAUGAUGUCAAUCACAAGAAAUUUGAGUCUGAAUAUGGCAGUUAAUGUUCUCUCUUUCUCUCUUUCUCUCUCUCUCUCUCUCUCUCCUCCCUCCUUCCUUCCUAAGCAGAGGUGGUGGUGGUGGUGUUUUAUUUGUUUUUUGUUAAAGAAAAAACACUGGACCAGUCUGUGAAGCUGAUUGCUACAAUGUUCCAUAUUUAACUAGUUAUUAUCAUUUCAUAUUUAACCUGUGGAGUGGGGUUAGUCAUAUACAUGUGUUACCUAGUUGACAUUCCCAAAUAUAUGACACCUGUUUGUUUGCAGCCUAAGCCUAAGGUGUCCCCUAUGGCUUGCUUAGGCAUUCCAGUUGCUUUAUAUUAUGUCCUCUGACUACUGCAGGUUUUUCAAUACCAUCAAUACAUGUUAUUACUAAAUUGUUUUUCUUUUAGGUUAGUAGCAAUGUGUAGAUAAAUCUCUUAGUUGCAGAGUAUGUUUAACAUUUUUACUGAGUAUACUAGAACUAAUGUUUUGUUUUUUCUUUUUUAAAUAUUAAAGGCUGCGUGCAGUUUGUCUUACACCACGUGCAAACUGUAGUGUUAACUGACUAAGUGACUUGUCCAGACGUUGGCAUCUGUGAGGAGUUGGAAUCCCUUUUUGUUGUUUCCAUGGAUAGGGCUACUGCCAGCCUGCAUUGCUUCUUUUGCUUUGUUUCUUACCCUGACCACACAUCGAAAUUCAAAGUUCAGUUCAUUUCUGCUACACAAUACUGACUCCGUUGCUGUUACACGAGUAAAAGUUGAGGGUUGUGCGAAUGUCAAGACCGAAUUUCGAUACUUCUGGGCAAAAAUAAAUAAAAAUCUAUAUCUGAACGAUCUCAACUCCA
Electrophorus electricus (electric eel) is the source of this 4227-nucleotide messenger RNA. RefSeq names its product pyroglutamyl-peptidase I (gene pgpep1). Gene Ontology annotation, biological process: proteolysis. Gene Ontology annotation, molecular function: pyroglutamyl-peptidase activity. NCBI's taxonomy places the organism in Eukaryota, Metazoa, Chordata, Actinopteri, Gymnotiformes, Gymnotidae. Gene Ontology annotation, cellular component: cytosol. The record is from RefSeq and is a predicted model, not a curated record.